Molecule: messenger RNA, 873 nt
Organism: Myxozyma melibiosi
Lineage: Eukaryota; Fungi; Ascomycota; Lipomycetes; Lipomycetales; Lipomycetaceae
Exons: 2
Coding region: 291-746 (151 amino acids)
Source: RefSeq, a predicted model, not a curated record
AGAAGAUGAUUGAUGUGGAUCGAGUGGAUGGGAUCGAUUGGGUGCUGGGUGGUGACAAGUGGACUGACAAUUAGUACUCAACAGGUCUACGAGGUUCUCAAGCCCGAGGAGAAGUUUGUCUACGACAACGAGGGCGACUUCAACUCUGCCUACUUUUUCUCGUCGUCGCUCGAGAGCAACGAUAUCAUCGGCAUUGAGAUGUAUGUCCUCCUACAAGUUCUUCAAUCACACUGCGGUGCUAACAGCCAUCAUCCAGCUACGACACCAAAGACGACCUCCUCAACAAGCACAUGAAGUCUCCCGGCUUUGAAGUCUUCGCCGCCGGCGCGACCCCCCUCUUCGCCAAGCCGUUCGACCUCGCAGACUACGAGCCCGCCAACAUCGGCUUCCUCACGCGUCCCGGCGUCGGCCGCGAGUUCAUCAAGGACUCGAUCGUGCUCUCGGUCGAGUUCGAGCUCAAGCCCGGCACGCGCGAUCGCUUCUUGGCUGAUGCGGAGGUGUUGGCGGCGGAUGUGCUUGCUAACGAGCCGAACUGCCUUAGCUACUACUACAUGAAGUCGCUUGAUAACCCGGACAAGGUCGGCAUCUUUGAGAGAUACAAAACCCGCCACGACAUUGACGUCGUGCACCGCGGCGCGGAGGUGUUUAAGAAGAUCUUUGGCGGGUUCGAGAAGGACGGUAUUCUCGUCAAGCGAUCGAUUAUCGAGUGCACCGACUCUGGCGUUGGCUUCUUGGAGCGUGCUUAGAUGUGCUCUUUGCUUGAUGUUUGAUGUUGCUGAUAGCAUAGCAGAGGCAGAGAUGCUUAGAUAAUAUGAAUAAGAGAAGAGUAUUAUGAAUUGAUGUAGAUGUAGAUGCACAUAGUCUACAGUCUAG